AGCAUUUGCAAACGUAAUUGACAAUAUAAAAGAAAAACAAGCAUCACAAAUUCAUAAAAAUGGGUAAAUUGCAAUGUGAACAGACUCUGCAGGGUCAUAAAGGCCGUAUUUGGUGUGUUUCUUGGCAUCCCAAGGCAAAUGCCUUUGCUUCAUGUGGCGAAGAUAAGACAAUUCGCAUAUGGUCUAUGUCCGGUAAUAAUUGGACAACUAAAACCAUAUUAUCCGAUGGUCAUAAAAGAACCAUACGAGAUGUGGCAUGGUCAAAAUGUGGACAAUAUUUGGCCUCGGCAAGUUUUGAUGCCACCACAGCUAUAUGGUCAAAAACAUCAGGUGAAUUUGAAUGCAAUGCCACUUUGGAGGGUCAUGAGAACGAAGUGAAAAGUUGCAGUUGGUCCAAUUCUGGAUCUCUGUUGGCAACUUGUUCGCGUGACAAGUCAGUGUGGAUUUGGGAGGUUACCGGCGAUGAUGAAUUCGAAUGUGCUGCCGUUUUAAAUGCUCACACCCAGGAUGUAAAACGUGUUGUUUGGCAUCCAACGAAAGAGGUGCUGGCCUCAUGUUCCUAUGACAACACCAUCAAAAUGUUUGCUGAAAAUGCUUUAGAUAACGACUGGGAAUGUACUGCUACUUUGGCAGGCCAUUCCAGCACUGUAUGGGCCAUUGAUUUUGAUGCACCCGGCGAUAGGUUGGUUUCUGUUAGCGAUGAUUGUUCCAUGAAAGUUUGGCGUGGUUAUGCGCCUGGAAACCAAGAGGGUAUUGCUACACCAGAUAAUGAAACAGCCUGGAAGUGUAUUUGCACAGUAAGUGGAGAACAUUCACGCACAAUUUAUGAUGUGGCCUGGUGCAAGUUGAGCGGUCUUAUUGCCACAGCCUGCGGCGAUGAUGCCAUACGAGUUUUCAAAGAAGACGAAGAGACUUCCACCAAAAAUGAACCAGUAUUUGUUCUAGCUACAUCGCAGGAUAAAGCCCAUAUGCAGGAUGUUAAUAAGGUGACCUGGAAUCCAGUGCAACAGCAUCAACUUUUAUCUUGUAGUGAUGAUGGUACCAUUAAAAUAUGGAAAUAUUCCGAAUAAAAAAACAGCAAGACCAUAUGUGAGAUUUUUGUUCAUUAUAUUUUUGUAAUAAAUAGGAAAACAACUUA
Molecule: messenger RNA, 1138 nt
Organism: Stomoxys calcitrans (stable fly)
Lineage: Eukaryota; Metazoa; Arthropoda; Insecta; Diptera; Muscidae
Gene: Ciao1
Product: probable cytosolic iron-sulfur protein assembly protein Ciao1
Exons: 2
Coding region: 60-1070 (336 amino acids)
Biological process (GO): iron-sulfur cluster assembly
Cellular component (GO): cytosolic [4Fe-4S] assembly targeting complex
Molecular function (GO): protein binding
Source: RefSeq, a predicted model, not a curated record